Gilbertella persicaria is the source of this 730-nucleotide messenger RNA. Its product is annotated as Gti1/Pac2 family-domain-containing protein. Lineage: Eukaryota; Fungi; Mucoromycota; Mucoromycetes; Mucorales; Choanephoraceae. The record is from RefSeq and is a predicted model, not a curated record. Bases 15 to 719 code for a protein of 234 amino acids. Gene Ontology annotation, molecular function: DNA binding. The transcript has 3 exons.
CUCAUUUCAAUCCAAUGCAAUUCACAGAGACUUUUCAUGGCUACAUUGAAACAACAACAGAUAUUUUGCUUUUAAUUGAAGCAUGUAGACAUGGUAUUUUGCCAGUGACAAAUCGACGAUUGUUUGAAAAAGAACGUAGUUUGAUUCAAUCAGGCACUAUUAUUGUGUUUGAUGAAUCAGCAUCAGGCAUCAAACGGUGGACAGAUGGAUUUCUCUGGAGUCCCUCCCGUAUCCUUGGCAACUUCCUUAUUUAUCGAGAAUUAAAGAACCGAGAAAGUAGAAGCACAGGCCCUCAUUGUCAUGACAAUAUACAACAUAAUCCAGACUCAGUCUUAAAAGAAAGAGCAUUGGUGGGUUCAUUAACAACAUCCAACACUAUCUAUAAUUUCAAAGAGAAUGGCUUGAUCAAAAAGACAAUUCGUAUGAUCGUCAAUGACAAACAUUUGCACAUCAUUAGUUACUACAAUAAAAACGAUGUGCUUAACCAUCGUCUGACAACGCCUUCAGCCAGUCCUCGAAUUGGCUGUCUGCCUAUCUCGCCUGAUUUAAUGCCACAUUUGUCCAAGAAUGACACAAGAAAGAGAACCAUAUCCUUUAUAAAUGAACCAAAGAAAAGAAUGUAUUCACCUUUGAUUUACUCUCAACCCAACUCGUAUUUCGGCAAUAAACUUUUAACAGAUGCAUCAACCACUGUGGACAUGUUUAGCUAUCAUCAAUAAAUAAAAAACGA